Mobula hypostoma (lesser devil ray) is the source of this 3177-nucleotide messenger RNA. It is a transcript of the gene atg4b, whose product is annotated as autophagy related 4B, cysteine peptidase. Lineage: Eukaryota; Metazoa; Chordata; Chondrichthyes; Myliobatiformes; Myliobatidae. The transcript has 13 exons. Bases 31 to 1212 code for a protein of 393 amino acids. Gene Ontology annotation, molecular function: protein-phosphatidylethanolamide deconjugating activity. The record is from RefSeq and is a predicted model, not a curated record.
CCCAGUGUGUCAGGGAGAGGAGUGUGCACAAUGGAUGCAGCUACUCUAACAUACGAUACCUUGAGGUUUGGUGAUUUUGAAGACUUCCCGGAAACAAAAGAGCCUGUUUGGAUUUUAGGAACCAAGUAUAGUGCACUCACAGAUAAAGAUGAGAUCUUUGCAGAUGUCACUUCACGGCUCUGGUUUACCUACAGGAAGAAUUUCUCUCCUAUUGGAGGCACAGGGCCCACCUCCGAUAAUGGCUGGGGCUGCAUGUUGCGAUGUGGACAGAUGAUCUUGGCUCAGGCUCUCAUCUGCAGACAUUUGGGUCGAGACUGGAGGUGGGAAAAUGGGAAACAGCAAAGGGAUGAAUAUUACAGCGUACUGAAUGCAUUUCUUGACAAAAAGGAUAGCUACUACUCCAUUCAUCAAAUAGCUCAAAUGGGAGUCGGAGAGGGGAAGUCGAUUGGUCAGUGGUAUGGACCAAAUACAGCAGCACAAGUAUUGAAGAAGCUGACAUUUUUUGACAACUGGAGCUCAUUGGCAGUUCAUGUGGCGAUGGAUAACACAGUAAUAAUCGACAGCAUCAAGAUGCUAUGCCAGUCUGAGAGUACAUAUGGAGGGGCGGCAGCAGCAUUUCCUCAAGCCGAUGGGCCAAGACGGUUCAAUGGGUAUCCGUCGGGUGCAGACUCCUCAGAAGAUGCAUUGUCAUGGAAACCGUUAGUAUUGCUAAUACCCCUGAGGCUGGGGCUCAGUGAAAUCAACGAAGCAUACAUCAAAACACUAAAGAAAUGCUUUAUGUUGCCACAGUCUCUAGGAGUCAUUGGUGGAAAGCCAAACAGUGCCCAUUAUUUCAUCGGCUAUGUAGAAGAUGAACUGAUCUAUCUUGACCCACACACAACCCAGCCUGCGGUGGAGUCAUUUGAAGACUUCUCUAUACCAGACGAGAGCUUCCACUGUCAGCACCCUCCCUGUAGAAUGAACAUCGGUGACCUGGACCCUUCCAUUGCAGUGGGGUUUUUCUGCAGCACCGAAGAGGAUUUUAACGAUUGGUGUCAAAGAAUGAAAAUGAUUUCACAAGAAAAAGAUGCCCUACCAAUGUUUGAGCUGAUGGAUCACCAGAACACUCGCUUCCCUGAUGUCCACUGCCUUACGCCUGACUUUACAGAUUCUGAAAGGCUGGAACGGUUCUUUGAUUCUGAAGAUGAAGAUUUUGAGAUCCUCUCAUUAUAAUAGGAAUUCAGCUUUGAAAGCAAAGUGUUGGUGAUUCUCAUGCUGCCAGUAUUCUGAAGAAGCAGUAAAUUGGCGCAGGUUUCAUGAAUUCACAUCAUCAUCAGUGCACUGGGGUUCUCGGAUGGUGCGUAUUGUACUGGUCGCUGCUGAGAACAAAUAUUCCUCAUCUGUGAGCUAGCUCAGAUCUCCCUGCAGACUACUUGAUGAUUAAAUGCAAACCUGCCUCUCUGCUUUAUCAGCACAUCAUAUUUACCAUCCACUUCAGCAACAGGUUUUUUGUUGUACUUUAGCAGCGUAUUUGGACGACAUAAAUUGAAAACUCCUGCUGUUCUAUCCAGCAGCUUGUUCUUCAGCAGUCCUGCAGCAACAGAAUGGCUUCCAGUUGGAUUUAAGGCAGCAAUAUAAAAUAAAAAAUAGUGAGAUUGCAGACAGCUUGGAUUCUCUGUCACAUCAGGAACCUAUUUUAAACCAUCUCUCUCCAAGCUGAAUCAGAUCAGCAGUUUGCUUAGGUUACACUGAGAAUUGUGGUACAGGUAUGCAAGUGUUUCUUGUUAAAGGAGUGUAUUUGAUUACAUUCUUUAUAUUGGAGAGAUUUUGUUUUCUCUUAGAAAAGUUGGACCAACUAUCUUUGUUACCCUCAGCCCCAAUCAAAAGGUUUGAAGUACAUAGACUAUCUUAUGUUUAAUGAGAAAGAAAAGUUGUGCUGUACAAUAACAUCAUUGUGCUCAGUUUUCAGAUUUUGGACAGGUUUUGGAGACACAGGGAACAACUUAGUGAUGACCUCACUGAUCCUAGAAUCAGUUUGAGAUCUGAAUAUGGGGACCACAUGACUCAUGAAUCCUUACAAAGGAAUUACUUAAGUAAGGUACCAGUUACACCUCUGAGUAACAUAGUUGCCUGAGAGAAAGUUGUAGAUACAAGUCUCAUUCCAAAGCAUGAACACAAAAAGGCCAGGCUCACAUUCCGAUAGAGCAUAUACAGUAUUAAGGGUACCAUCUCUGUAAUGAAAUUUUGUGGAGGCCCUAUCUGCCAUUCCACAUUGGAUCUAAAUUAUCUCACUGGGUAAUUUAACAAGAGCAGAAACACUGUCCCCCCCAUGUUGUCCUGUAACCAGCACUAAAAUGGGUAAUCUGAUCAUGAUCAAACUCCAUUGUUGGAACUUUACUUGUAUGCAGAUUAACUCCUGUAUUUAUCAGUAUUAAAAGACAGCCCAAGCUUCAGUGGCUGACUGGUGAUUUAGAACAUUAAAUCAUAAAGACACUGUACAAACUGAAUACUUUUAAUCAGCAGCUUGAGGUAGAUAUGUAUUGAAUAUACUUUAUAUCUCAGACAGCUAAUUCCUGCACUACCUUAGAUGACAGUGGUUCAGUUUGACCCUCUCCCCAUCUAUACCAACAACACAAUUUCUUUAAAGCUGAGAUUGUUUGAAUAGUAGGCACAGUAAAACAUAACAGUUUAUAGAAGUAGGUUUGCACUAAACUCGAGAAAUAUCAAUUAACUACUCCAUAUAAUUAAUACAAGUUGAACUCUUAAUUGUAUGAAGUUACUAACAUCUUCAUAAAUACUGUUUUUUAGUAAUUCAAUGUACACAAGCAAUUAAGCAAUGUGUGUAUUGGAAUGUAAUGAAGGUACACGUCAUUGACCAAGUGGUGGGAUGUUAACAACUUGAGGUAAAUUCUACAGGCAGUCCUGAGCUAUUGGCCUUUGUUGAAAACUGUACAAGUCCCAUGGUUUUGUUUAGGAGGAUGGCAACAUGUUUAAUACAGGAGAUGGUGAAGAGGUGUGACCUUGGUCUUCAGUGAAAAGGAUGGUACAUUGAAGGUGAAAGGGCCAGAUUUACCAGCACACUGAUGUUCACUCUUAACCUUGUUCAAAUAGCACCUAUUUAAAGAGGCUGAUUAAGUGGACUGCUGAACUGUAAUACCUAAAUAAAUUGUUUAUAAUGUAAUAAUGGCUGAAAAGAUU